Messenger RNA from Pneumocystis jirovecii RU7, 1341 nucleotides. RefSeq lists its product as uncharacterized. Gene Ontology annotation, cellular component: Swr1 complex; NuA4 histone acetyltransferase complex. NCBI's taxonomy places the organism in Eukaryota, Fungi, Ascomycota, Pneumocystomycetes, Pneumocystales, Pneumocystaceae. The coding region runs from base 1 to 1341 and encodes 446 amino acids. The transcript is spliced from 6 exons. Gene Ontology annotation, molecular function: transcription corepressor activity. The record is from RefSeq and is a predicted model, not a curated record. Gene Ontology annotation, biological process: DNA repair; chromatin remodeling; negative regulation of transcription by RNA polymerase II.
AUGACACAGUCUUAUAAAGAAAUGAAUUCUGAUAUAAGGGAUGUUUUAAAUUUACCGGAAACUCCUAUUUCCAAGCCAGUAGCUCGCACAAAACUAAAAACAUUUACAGAAAAAAAACCAGAUUCCAUAACACGAGAACUAUACUCACUUUUGGGCGAAAACACGCCUCCUAUUGCAAUACUUCAAAACAAAUUCAAAACUCGUCCAAAAUUGCGUCAAAAAGCAGUUGCAUGGGUAUGGUCUUCAUUUGUCAAUGGUGCAAGAAAAGACGGGCAUCUGUUUAGCCAUUGGAUGAGGGCAGAAGAUAGCGUAAAUGAAGAAUACCGAUUUGAAAAGUUGAAUAAAAAAGUCAAUAUUAUAACGUAUUCUAAUGAAGAAUAUGCUCUAAACCUUACAGCACUAGAUUGGUCUCGAGAAGAAACAGAUUAUUUAUUUUCUCUUUGCAGGGAAUAUGAUUUGCGUUUUGUUGUGAUUGCAGAUAGAUAUGACUACAAGGGGACUCAAAGAACAAUGGAGGAUAUAAAAGAUAGAUAUUACACUGUUGUUCGUAAAAUUCUUAUGGCAAGAACACCUAUUGCAAUGAUGACACCUACACAAACAGAAGAAUUAAACCAGCUAUAUUAUAAUAAAGAAAGGGAAAUUGCUCGAAAAAAGCAUCUUGCAAGUCUUGCUAUGAGGACACCUGCUGAAAUUGCAGAAGAAGAAGCAUUAUUUAUAGAGUCACAGAGAAUAGAAGCAUAUGGAAAGAAAAUGGCUCAAGAAAGAAAAGAAUUACUUCGUCUUUUAGAAGCACCGAUACCCACAGGAAGCAUUGCUAAAUAUACAUCUAGUCAAGGCCUAGGAAUCCUUGCAAAUAAUAUACUUAAUGCAGAUAAAAACCGUAAAAGAAAAAUGCAUGAAAAAAAUUCUUCUCAGGCAUUUUCUGGAUUAACAAACUCACAUAAAGAUACUAUUUUUAAAAAAAUUAAAAAACUUUCGUCUCGUGAAGAAAUUAUUUACGGUGUUUCUUGGCAUGAUAAACUGCAUGCAGGUAUAUAUUUACGCUCCACGCGACUAAGUAUGGCUAAACCAACCGUCGCGACAAAAAUUGCAACUAUAUUAACAGAGUUGGGUCUGGCUACUCGACUAACUAUGCCAACUGCAAAAACAUGUGCUAAAUUUGAGCAGCUUCAGCGCUCUAUAGAAAUUCUUUUGGACGCAAAAAAACAUCUAGAUCGUCUUGAACAGGAACAUCGAGUUGCCGAAGCACGAAUUCAAGAAAUUCCCAUAAACGAUUCAGAAACAAAGACUCAAGAACCACUAAACGAUAGUCCUAAGUUUCAAAAACGACUUAGAAAGUGA